AUGUGUGGCUGCACCCACAGCACCCAGGACCAACUGCCCCACUCGGAAGGGGGAUCCAAUCCUUCUACAGCCCCCACAUCUACUUUAGCACCUAGGAAAAUGCCCAAAAGCAUUUCAAUAUCCAAACAGCUGGCUUCAAUAAAAGCUCUGCAGAAGGGCUCAGAUCUGGAAAAAGCCAUGGCCACCUUCGCUCUGACUUUCAGAAACGCUUGUGACCCUGAUGGCAAACUUGGAAAAGCUACUGCCAGAAGUCUGCUGCAUACCCAAUUUGGGGCUUUCACAGAGGGACAAGAAACCAAACCAGAAUACAGAGAGCUCCUUUCUGAACUCGAAGAACACACAGGAAAUAAGCUGGAUUUUGAGGAUUUCAUGAUCUUGCUCCUAAGUAUCACCGUAAUGUCAGAUCUGCUGCAAGAUGUAUGGAGCGUAAAAAUCACAAAAUAA
Molecule: messenger RNA, 444 nt
Organism: Trichechus manatus latirostris (Florida manatee)
Lineage: Eukaryota; Metazoa; Chordata; Mammalia; Sirenia; Trichechidae
Gene: SNTN
Product: sentan, cilia apical structure protein
Exons: 4
Coding region: 1-444 (147 amino acids)
Molecular function (GO): transition metal ion binding
Source: RefSeq, a predicted model, not a curated record